Molecule: messenger RNA, 1347 nt
Organism: Erigeron canadensis
Lineage: Eukaryota; Viridiplantae; Streptophyta; Magnoliopsida; Asterales; Asteraceae
Product: glycine-rich RNA-binding protein 4, mitochondrial-like
Exons: 7
Coding region: 340-657 (105 amino acids)
Molecular function (GO): RNA binding
Source: RefSeq, a predicted model, not a curated record
UAAGAGCAGGAAACUAGAGAUGUUCUUCUAUUGCCUUAAAAAAAAUUUUAAGAAAGAAAAAACAUAUAUCGUUCCACGCCGCCAGCCCCCUUCACCCGCCUUAAAAAAUUAUAAGUCAAAAAAAACACCCAUUCACCGGCCACAACCUCUUCACCGGUCAUGCCCUUCGCCGGAAACCCCAGUACAUCGAGGUUCGAACCCUGGGUCUCCUGUGAGAUCGUCGGGAUGCCGUAUUACUGGGCUACCUUUGAGAUGGUCUCUUUGUUGCACCUUGGAUUGAACCCGGCGAAUAAUUGAUUGUAACGUCGGUUUUUCAAGUCACUGGAGAAAACAGGCUUUAUGGUGUCAGCAAAUGGAGUCUAUCGGCUUUCCUCAUCUCCUAUAUAUAGGUUCAUGUCGUGGCGCCACUCCUCUAGUAAAUUGUUCGUUGGAGGUCUUUCGUAUGAUACCAACGAACCAGUUUUAAAAGACGCUUUUGGGCAGCAUGGAGAAAUAAUUGAAGUGAAAGUUAUAUGUGAUCACAAGAGUGGUAAAUCCAAAGGGUAUGGAUUUGUGCAUUUCAAUUCUGAAGACUCUGCCCACAAAGCCUUGGUAGAAAUGGAUGGCCAGCUACUGGAUGGUAGAAAUAUUCGAAUCCAAUAUGCAAACAAGAAAUAAUAACCCCGAGAAGGCCAGGGCCAGUUUGAUGUAUCGAAAUGUUGUGUUGAUACCACCAUCAGAUGAAGCGGCAUUAAUCAAAGAAAAGGAUAAAGAAUCUGCAAUGUUAUUAGAGUUGAAAGAGUAUACAUCUGCCAUUAGCCAUACUUCUAUCUAUUCCGAUCUCCGAUGGCAGUUAUAUUUCUAGUUACGGUGUCCGUUGUACUAUCUGAUGAUGAUGAUGUACAAAAGACACAUCACUACAACAGCCUUAUUAUUCAUUAGAAAAAACCGAUUAUUACAAUUGUUCGUUGACGACUAAGGAAUAUGGAAUCGAGUUCUAUGUGGAUUCAUCAGAUAGGUUUAACGAGAGUCUUGCAAUAGAUACUAUUGAGAAUACCAUCAUAACGGAUUAUGUAGAUACCAUCCAAGCCUAUUGUAAGUAUGAGCUCACCAAGUUCAUAAGACGCCCCGAUUUUCCUACCACUCCUUUCUUCUGUAGUAAGCUUGCAAGCCUCAGGAAGGAAGACAUGAUGAUCAAUUAAGGAAGACACCGGCUUUUGAUGUUUAAUUAUUUAUUUUACUGCUUUCGUUUAUUGUUACUUGAUAGUUAUUAUUAGUUAAUUACAGUGCAUUAGAAAGCAAUUAUUAGUUAUUCGUAUAAUGAGUGGAAUAUUUUAUGCGUUGUUAUUGAACCGAUUGUUUAAUUGA